Crotalus tigris (Tiger rattlesnake) is the source of this 1580-nucleotide messenger RNA. RefSeq names its product zinc finger protein RFP-like. Lineage: Eukaryota; Metazoa; Chordata; Lepidosauria; Squamata; Viperidae. Gene Ontology annotation, molecular function: zinc ion binding. The record is from RefSeq and is a predicted model, not a curated record. The transcript has 8 exons. The coding region runs from base 1 to 1548 and encodes 515 amino acids.
AUGGAUGUGGGAAAGAUGUCAGAAUACCUUCCGGAUGCAGCUAAGUGCACUUUAUGUAGGAAUGUGUUCCAUAACCCGGUGACUUUAAACUGUGGCCAUAACUACUGCCAGGCCUGCCUCCAAAAGCACUGGGGAGGUGCUCAGAGCAACGUUGUUUGUCCUCAGUGCCACCAGAGGUUUGAUACUGUGACCCUGGUGCCCAACAGGCAGCUGGGGAAUGUCUCCUGGCUUAUCAGAAAUCUGCAAGACAAGGGAGUGUUUAAGAAACUAAGCCAGCCAAUUUGCGAGGCCCACAAGGAGCCGCUGAUGCUCUUCUGCCAGACUGACCGGGCUUUACUCUGCUCCAAGUGCCAGGAGUCCCAGGGUCACCGGGACCACGCGCUUGCUUCCCUGGAAGAGGCAGCCCAUAAGGCCAAGACUGAAGUCAACGUCUUUCUGAAGCUUCUGAAAGUUCAGAGGGCACACCUCCACGACAGCUAUGCAGAAGUGCAAACGGAAAAAGAAAACCUGGUGAAAAUUAUGGAGCUUGACAAUCAGAGAUUUGGCUCGGGAUAUAAGGAGAUGUAUGAGGUGGUGAGGAUGGCUCAUUCGGACCAGAUGACGGCAGCCAAGUGCAUCAAUGAACAGAUUGAGGAAGAGAUGACCAGGCUGGCAAGGAAGCACAAUUACAUCCGGACCUUCACCAAAGAGCUGGAGAGGAAGUUUGAAGAACCCGCGCAUGAAUUCCUGAAGGUAGGCUGGUCAGGAGCCUCCAGGAACUGGGAACGUGAAGUGGGAUGGAGGGCAGUUCUUCAACAGACGCAGCCUCCUUACAAGAUGAGGUGUUUGAAAGCAUUGGCGAUUUGGCCAUAUUCACUAAGAUAUCAAAGGGGUGACGGACAGGCUGAGUUCAACGGGGGUGGCGGGUGCAAAGAACUUCUGGAUCAGCCUCCGGAAGGACAAUUCCCUCCCUUCAAGGAGAAAAUGUGGGAUCUCGCCCUCAGAAGUCUUUUUGUGGCUAAUACGUUGAAGAGGUGCAGAGAUGCCCUUCCCCUGGUGUCCGUCGUGGAAAGAGCCAAUGUGACCAUGGACCGCCUGACGGCCCACCCUCACCUGCUGCUGUCGGCCUCCAAGAAGAUUGUGACCCACGACGCCACCCCCAGCGGGCUGCUCCCCGGCCGCCAGGCCUUCGACACCACGCCCUGCAUCCUGGCCGAGGAGGGCUUUGCGGCGGGGCGGCACUGCUGGCAGGUGGAGGUGACCUCGAGCGGCCACGGCUGGGCCUUCGGGGUGAUGAAGGACUCGGUGGCCAGGAAGGGCCCGGUGAAGAUCUCCGACGACGACGGCAUCUGGGCGCUGCUGCCCGAGCACCUGCCCCCUGCCGAGUGCCGUUCCGGCACCAGCUGCUUCCGCCUCUACCUGGACUACGAGGGCGGCACGGUCCACUUCUUCAACGGGGCCACACGGGAGCCGCUGCUGCUGCUCUCCUACGCUGUCUUCCUGGGCGAGCGCAUCUUCCCCUUCUUCAAGCUGGAGGAGCCCAACUCCCAGAUGCGGAUCGUGCCCUGAGCGCGUGGGGGGAGGAGGUCUCCUGCCGGAGG